UCAUCCUUGUAUUUCACCACAAACAACGAUUUUAAUUAAAAUUCAACGAGUAAUGAAUGCGCUAAUUUUUUUUAAAAAAAUAAAGAUAAAUUCAAGCACUCGUUUCACUCAUUAGAAGUUUAUACUGAAUUCUUUUUAAGGUUUUAUCCCCUAAAAAAAAUCUUUUAGGGUUUAAUAAAAAAGAAUAAUUCUGAACUAUGGUUCAGCUUCGUUGAAUAAGCAAUAAUUUGAACUUAGAAAAUCCUCGCCAGGGCUUCGAGCCAACCUUUUCCAGCAAAUAGAGAAGGAAAAGGAAAACGUAAUGGAUGCAAAUAGAGAAGGAAAAGGAAAACAAAACGGAUGUAUUGACUGAGGUCACUAUUAUUUCACUCCCAGAGGAUGAAUUUUAUUCUUUAUAUUUGCUAAAAUGAGGCAAAGGACUCAAUAACUAGGAAGUAAAAAGAUACCAUAAGGUCAUAAUAUGAAUCUACUUGAUGAAGGGGAGAGCUCUGGCAUGUUGAUCCAGCCAGCAAAGCGGAGACGUGGUCGUCCACGUAAAGAUCCAAGCGUAAAGCCUGCUGGAGCAGCUCAUACGCCUGGUUCUGAAGGAGGCAUAGCUUACCUUUCUCAGAGAACCAACAGAACAAGGGAAACAGAAUGUAUGGUGGGCCAGGCAGUAACUGGUUUUGUUGAAGCCACAUUCGACUCUGGCUAUCUGCUUACUGUUAGAAUUGGCAACUCGAGCACCAACCUGAGAGGUGUUGUUUUCAAGCCAGGACAUUGUGCUCCAAUUACAGCAGAAAAUGAUGUUGCUCCACAUGCUCAAAUGAUAAGAAGAAGUGACGUUCGUUUUACUUUUGAAAACCAGAGUCAGUCUCCUGGCCUGGGAAUUGAUAUGCGAACAUCUGCUGCUGUGGUGCCUUCAAAACACAAACAUGCACCACCCGGAAGAGCACCUGCUGCUCCUUCAGUCAGUGCUGUGGCUCCCGUUGCACCUCAACCCAUAACUCAUGCAAGUUACGACAACGGAGAUGCUGAUGUACACAUGGUUGAACCUUUAUCCAUGUUACCACCAGUUGGGCAGGUUUUUGUUCCCAUGCAACCUUAUCCCAGCUGCCAAGAUGCCCCAGGAAUUCAGCAGCGUGACGAUGGCUCAUUUCAUAAAGGCACCUCGAUAGAUAUUGAUGCUAAGAGCCCUUCCCAGACUUCAGAUACUAAAAUUACGGAAUCAUUAAAAUCUUCACCAGAAAACUCAGCUGUCGUUUCAGAACAAGACACUCCAGGUGGUAAUGAGCCCUUUCUGAUUGAGUCCUCACAUACAGAACCUUUGUUCAACUAUGGAACUGGAAGGAUGACAGAACUUUUGAAGGCUUUGCAGGAAAACUCAAAAGAGACUCAGGUGCAAAUUGAUAAACAGCCAACUUCUGCUACACAAGUUGAGUUCCAUAACUCUGUUCAUAAGAACCAAGAUAGCAUCCUGUGACGGCGUAAUGCUAAACUUACAUCUCAUUCUGUGAUCUCUCCAACUUUGGAUGCUAUAUUUGAGUUUCAACAAAGCAGCACCUAUGGUACCCUCAUGUAUGGAAUAGUGUGUUUACAAAUUGUGAACUAUUAAUGUUCCCUUCGUCUAGAUUUAGGGGGAUUUUGCCUUCAUUGCGAUAUAGAUACAAAUAGAUUUGCCCUCCAUGACGGUGCAGUUAAAUUUAUUAUCGAGUUUGAGAUUGAUAUAUAUUGAGGAACGUUCAGUGCAUCCUUCUAAUCAAA
Salvia miltiorrhiza (redroot sage) is the source of this 1743-nucleotide messenger RNA. Its product is annotated as protein METABOLIC NETWORK MODULATOR 1-like. The record is from RefSeq and is a predicted model, not a curated record. The coding region runs from base 461 to 1462 and encodes 333 amino acids. The transcript has 4 exons. Lineage: Eukaryota; Viridiplantae; Streptophyta; Magnoliopsida; Lamiales; Lamiaceae.